UGAUGCGAGAUCCCCCGAAGAUCGAAAGGGCACCUCAUAACCAGACGGUGGUCAGUGGCAGCGUAGCCAGCUUCACCUGCACAGUCUUGGGCAACCCUAAACCCGUAAUAGAAUGGCGGAAGAAUGGCCGAAGAGUGGUCACUACAAGAUACGCUGUCCAGGACAUGCCGAACGGCUCGGUGCUCCGCAUCGAGCCUGUCCGAAAAGAUCUCGAUGUUGCUACGUACGAAUGUGUGGCGGAGAAUGGAGUGGAGCGGCCAGUGUUUGCUAAAGCCAAACUUAAUGUCUUGUCAAAAGAUGAGAUACCUCUAGGCUUUCCGAGGUUUACAGUUGAACCCUCCUUGCAAGGAGUUGAGAGAGGUCGUGAUGCCUUAUUACCCUGUCAAGCCACGGGAACCCCUCAACCGGACAUCUUCUGGUUGAAAGAUUUUGUACCUGUGAAACUGGAUGACCCAAGAUUAAAACUGAUUCACGGAGGGUCCUUGCAGAUUAAGUACGCUGAAGAUGAAGACAAUGGCGACUACGAGUGUGUUGCUGAGAACUCUGUUGGUACAGCCAUCUCUAAAAGGGCUUCUCUUUACGUUAGAGCCCGAAGAGUACCACCGUAUUUUUCCAUUCCUCCUGAUAAAAAGUAUGAAAUAAAUCCAGGAGCAAGUUUGAACUUGACGUGUGUAGCUGUAGGUUCACCCAUGCCAUUUGUUAAAUGGAGAAAAGGAUCUGUUGAUCUCACCUCGGAGCAUAACAUUCCUAUUGGUAAAAACAGCCUGGAGUUAAAGAACAUCAGCAACUCAGCCAAUUAUACUUGUGUGGCCUCGUCCAAGUUUGGCAGCGUGGAAACAGUAUCUGAGGUCAUAGUACAAGCCCUUCCUCCCCCUCCUUCAGAUGUUCGAAUAUCGGAUGUCACUGCUACUUCUGUGAGGUUAUCCUGGUCCUAUAAUACUGGUACUGAAAAUGUUCGGUACUAUGUUGUCCAGUAUAAACCAAAAAAAACAAACCAAGAUUACAGUGAAAUUAGUGGCAUUAAUUCUAAGUUUUAUACCAUUCAGGACUUGUCUCCCUACACAGAAUACGAGUUCUUUGUUAUUGCAGCAAAUGACAUAGGUCGUAGCUCUCCUAGUACUCCUGCAAUAGCAACCACAGGAGAAACAG
Messenger RNA from Limulus polyphemus (Atlantic horseshoe crab), 1149 nucleotides. RefSeq names its product tyrosine-protein phosphatase Lar-like. The transcript is spliced from 6 exons. Gene Ontology annotation, molecular function: protein binding. The annotation marks the transcript as partial. NCBI's taxonomy places the organism in Eukaryota, Metazoa, Arthropoda, Merostomata, Xiphosura, Limulidae. The record is from RefSeq and is a predicted model, not a curated record.